AACCGUCGUAGGAGUCGUUGUGGAAGUCGUGUCUUGAUGGAAGUUUUGUCUUUGGCGGUUGUGUUUCGUCGAGACUUUUGGUCGUCGUUAGUGGUUGUGAUUUCACCGGGGCUUUUGUUCAUCGUUUAUGGUAGUGAUUUCGCUGGGGCUUUCAGUGUCGGUGGUCGUCGUUGGUGGUUGUGA
Molecule: messenger RNA, 183 nt
Organism: Dentiscutata heterogama
Lineage: Eukaryota; Fungi; Glomeromycota; Glomeromycetes; Diversisporales; Gigasporaceae
Source: the annotation of a GenBank genome assembly